This is a messenger RNA of Epinephelus moara (kelp grouper), 1930 nucleotides long. RefSeq names its product ring finger protein 214 (gene rnf214). The record is from RefSeq and is a predicted model, not a curated record. Gene Ontology annotation, molecular function: ubiquitin-protein transferase activity. NCBI's taxonomy places the organism in Eukaryota, Metazoa, Chordata, Actinopteri, Perciformes, Serranidae.
UUAUUUCCGAUCAUAGACGAUCUUUGUGUCGUGUCAUUUCGGUCAGAUCAUUAUCAGUGACACACGUUAUAGUUUUCGUGCCGUUACAAAAUCACCGGCGGCAUCUUUAAACUGUAGUUUAACAUUUUCAACAUUUUAUUUUGAAGAAGGUUUCCGGUGCUAACAGUUAGCUCCGAGGCUAACAGCUAGCUGCUCCGCUAACACGCGGUGUUUACAUCGGCUCUGCCUGGGUCAGGAAACUUCACCGAGUUCAGUUCAGUUUCAUUUCUGUACCGAGACAUUAGCAUGGCUGCUAGCGAGGAAACAGCCAGCCUGCCCACAGAGGAAGAGCUCCUAGUCCGGCAGGAGGAAGAGGAAGAAGAGGAGGAUGACCUGGAGCUAGCGUUAGCAAACAUGAGAUUGGAAGACCUGCUGCAGAAGGUGCAGGCUGUGCAGACGGACAGCACGACCGUAGAGUCGGGCGUCAACACGGAGCCGGACUGGGAGAGUCAGGUGGAGGCCAUGUUGGAGUACAGCUCCAGCCUGAUGGAGCGGUACGACAGUCUGAUGAAGAAGCAGGACGAAGAGGGGGAGGCGCACGAGAAACACAAACAACAAGUGCUGAAGAAGAAGGAGGAGGCCACCCGCCAGCACCAGGCUCUUCUGGAGAAACUGGAGUCUCUGCGAGUCAAACUGCAGCUGAACGACUCAAAAGCCACAAGGAAGAACUUCUUAGCCAAGAAACAGGAAAUGACAUCAGAGAAGAACAGAGUUGAGGAGGAGAGGAACAGGCUGGCCAAGGAGCUGGAGGAAAGUGAGAGGAAGCUCACGGCUCUCACGGAGGAGCAGAGCGAGGAGCAGCGGAGGUGGCAGGAGGAGCUGGACGAGCUGAGGCAGGAGAUGGAGCGAGUGAGGAAGGAGGCGCAGGAGGCCGAGCUGCUGGCCUUAAAGGACGAGAUCGUCGCCACGGAGAAGCAGAGGGAUGUCGCCAUGGCUCGCAUCGAGGCCUGGCUCAGUGAGGUGCGUCAGUACCUGAACACUCUCCGGGUGGAGUUCCCUCAGCAGUACCCUCACGAGAGGCAGAAGUGGGAGAAGAAGGAAGGUCUAGUCCGGAGGAGCCGGGAGGAGCUCCAGAGCCGCUUCCAGGAGGUUCUGCAGCAGCUGCAACAGGGCCGCGAGUUAGAGUCCCUGCCCAGGAUCAACAUGCCAUCCCUGCCGCAGCUCCCCAUGGCUGACCUGCGAUUCAACCAAGUGAUGCAGUCACUGGUCCGCCCCCAGUUCAUGCCCCCUCCUCCCACAGUUCCAAUGAACCGACCCCUCCAUCCCCCGAGACACCCACACUUUAUNAUGAGGGUGACUCCACCUCCCAGUCUCUCCCCAUCCCCUCCUGUUCAGCCCAUCUACCCUGUAGCUCCAUCCCCGCCUGCCCCCGCCGCUGCUGCCGCCGCUCCCUCUCCCACUCCUGCCACCUCUGCCCCUGCUGGCAAACUCGACAAGGUCCUGGAGAAGCUCGGAACCUGCUUCCCACAAUGCAACAAGGCUCAGCUGACCUCGCUGCUCCAGCAGGUGAAGAGCUCCCGCGGCACGCUGUCUGGCAUGUCCAUGGAGGAGCUCAUCGAGCAGGUCGGCUUCAAGCUGAUGCAAAACGAGCGAUCGGCCCCGGGGCCCAUCAGCCGGCCCACGCCCCCCGGCCCCAUCCAGAGGCCAACACCUCCCCCACAGAGAGUGCCAGCAGCAGCAGCGGCAGGUGGAGGUCAACCCGUCGGGGCUCGUAAACUGUGCCUCAUGUGUCAGAACCACGUGGAUCCAGAGAGCCGCCACCCGCUGAGCUGCUCACACACCAUCCACAGAGACUGCAUCAGAGUGUGGCUGCAGUCCAGCAAGAACAACUCAUGCCCCUUCUGCCCGGGGAAGUGACGCAGGAAAUGCCAACCAGACUGAUCAGGGCCGC